Ilex paraguariensis (yerba mate) is the source of this 330-nucleotide messenger RNA. NCBI's taxonomy places the organism in Eukaryota, Viridiplantae, Streptophyta, Magnoliopsida, Aquifoliales, Aquifoliaceae. The record is from the annotation of a GenBank genome assembly.
AUGCCAGUCGAUCCCGGAAAGGCAUGUGUUUUUCGGCAUUUCGCCGGAGUUAAUGGAAGUUUUCGUAAAGGCUAUGCCGGAGAAAUACAAAAGCCGUCUAGAAGACGUGAUGGAAGAAGCCGGUUUGAAGGUCAGCUACCGACUCCUCAGCCACCACCGACCCACCACCCUAUCGCCCCCUCUACCACCACCGACCCCCUUCCCCUAUUCCACUGCGGACCCACACCACCACAGCACCCAUCACUCAUGCCACACACCACAACCACAACCACAACCACGCAGAAUUUAGAGUUACUUUUGGGAUCCAUCACAGAGGUGUUCAAAAACUAG